AAACAUAAACAUUUGAAAAUUUAUCAUCAGAAUAAACAUUUUUUGAGACAAAUCAAGGGAAAGAAUUGAAAUUUUGCAUCACAACUCGCACCACAUUCUAGCUGUGGAUACAAAGAUUACAAAUUGAUUAAAAGUUUAAACAGAAAAACUGAAAUAUUUUGAUAAAAGUUGAAAUAUUUGAUGCUUCAUUGUGUUCAAAUUGUUGCAAAACCAGCUGCAAAUUUUAUUUGCAAGUUUUGAAAUUUGUAUUGAUGAGUGCUGGAUUAUUUUGGAAAACCAAGGAUGAUAGUUUAGUUUUUAAAAUUGUGCAUUCAAAGUAUCAACAGCAAAGACAUUGAGUUUGAAGAAAAUUCUUUAAAUGCUCAAUUUGUCAAAAGCAGACUGGAAAGACGCUGAGAGGAUCAGAACUUUAAAUGUUUAGCACAUAUUGAUUUGAUAAUUAUAAGUUUAAAUUGCAAACAUUAAAAUUUCAAAUAAUUUAAAAAAAACUAGCCAUCAGAAUGAUGAAUAACUCUAUGAUGAUGGAACCAAUGGACAUAAAACCAUCACUUGAUAUUAAACCUUUUCAUAGAGCUCCCGAGCCAAUUCACAAAGUCAAUCAAGCCACACAAAAAACAGUAGUCGUUGUCGGCAAGGAGCACUUUCUCAUGUGUAAACAGUUAAUGCAGGAUAAUGCAACAGAUGAUGAGUUUGCGUUACUCCUCAAUAUUCCACCUGACAAGGUUCGAUAUUUUAAACAUAAAAUGCAAAUUUUUGAGGACAAAAUUCGUGCACGCCGUCGAGCAGCAAGGCUUAAUAAGAGAAGAAAUAGAAGAAAUAGAAAGAAACCGGAAGGAAGUAUAAAUCGGUAUAUAAGGAAAAAGGAAAUGUCAGCAGAAGAGAGAUUUAAAUAUGCACGACAGUUAAUUCUUGAAAACUUUUCAACAAGAGAAAUUUCAAAAGCAUUAAGAGUCAGUGAAAGAAGUGUCACAAGAUUCCGAAGGAGAUUAAAUGAACAAAAACGGAAACUACAAGAAGAAGGCAAACUAGAAGUUGAUCCAGAGGAGGAAACAGAAGAAUAUAAAUUUAAAUUCCUUAGUGCAGAAGUAAAAGCUGAAAAAAUUGCAGAAUUAAGCGAUAAAGGAAUGGGAGCAACAGAAAUAGCAAAAGCACUUCACAUUAGUGACAAAACAGUUCGGAGAUGGCGAAUUAGGCUUGAUGAAAUGAAAGCUAAUCCUGAUAAAUACAAUAAGAAAUAUAUGAGGAAAGAACCAUGUGAAAGGCCAAGAUAUGAGCCAAAAAAGCAAUAUAUUAAAUCACUUGACAAAGAAGUCAUCGAAAAAGCAAAGCGAUUAUUCGAAAAGGGAGAAACUAACAAAGAUAUGUGCGUAAUUCUUGGGCUUUCUAUGAAUACCGUCAAGAAAUUAAUUAAAAUGAUCACAAGUGGAACAAUUGAUACCCUCGUUGACGACACUUUAGAUCUUCUAACCUCAAAAGGACGCGGAAAACUUGCAAAAGUUUCAGAUUAUACUAGAAAGAAAGUCAAAAAAGAAAAAGAAGUUAAGAGUGAAUGGGAUGAAGAAGACAAUAAGAUUGAUGACGAUGAUGAUUGGGGUAAUGAUGGAUUUGAUGAUGAUCCCUGGGGAGGUAAUGAUGAUAACAAAUGGGGAGAUGACAGCAGCAGUGAUGAUGAAGAUGACGAUGUUCCUCUUGCGCGACUGAAAAAAGACGAUAGUUUUGGCUCAAUUAAGGUUAAAGAUGAAGGACGAGAUGAGUUUGAUGAAGCUACAUUUGCUGAUGCUGACCCAUUAGAUCCACUUUCAUGUGUUAUUAUUGAGGAAAAUCCAGGAUCACCAGCAGCAGCAGCAAUAACACCUGAAAAACCGAAAAAGAGUACACCUCCCGAACCUAAAAAACCGAAAUCGUAUCUAGGCGAGCGAGAAGUUAUCAUAGCAAAAAUUUUACGUGAACGAGGAAUUCGUACAAUGGAUAUUGCCAUGUUGAUGAAUAUUAGUGAAAGAUCAGCAUCAAGACUACUUCAAAAAGCAAAAGAUCUUAGUGUUGAAAAAUAUGAAAAAGAAAUUAUCGAUCAUGUCAAUGAAUUAAUUGAGAAUAAGGAAAAAAUAAUUGAUCAUAAGAAGGCGACAGCUCCAUUAUUUCCAGAAGCUAAAGGAUAUGAUGAUACAAAGAGGAGAACAGGAAUGAGAAUGUUGUCAAUGAAUGUUAAGCCAAAAGACAUUGCUAUGAUCCUGAAUGUAUCUGAAAAAACAAUCAAGAGAUGGAAGGAAAGACUAGAUUUAGAGCAAGCUGAAGCAGCAAGAACAGGAACAACCAGUGGUCACGAAAUUUUUAAUGAUCUUUUUCCUUUAAAGCAAGAGCCAGUUUUUCAUGAUAUCGAAGAUGAGGAAUAUUAAUUGAAGUUGAAUUGCUGUUCGAAACUUGAAGAAUUUUUAAGGUUAAGCAAUUUACACGCGAAAAUUUUUAACUAAGUGAUUUUUUGAAUUCUGGACGCUUCUUGAGUAAACUUUGUAACCUGAAAUUUGAAUAAGAAUUCAACUUUAAACUAAUAAGCAGUUGACUCAAUUGGAGUUAAAACCACAACAUUUGACGAAUAAGAUGAGAUUUUUAACAUUUAUCCCCAGUGGAUUAACUGUAAAUAGUCUUAUUUGAAAGGAUGAAACUAUUAAAAGCAUUAUCAUAAUGUGCUUAUAAACAUAUUCUGAGUGCAAGUGCUGGGUUUCUAGCGAAAGCUAAAAAUAACUCAUUUAAAUGCAUAAUAUCAUUAAAGCAGCUAAAUUAAAAAAUCUGUCAAAAAGUCUCAGUCGAUUUCAAGCUCUGCUUUUUUACAAUCAAUUUAGAACCUUUUCUCAGAAGUUGAAUUAGAAGUUUCGAUUUUUUAUCAUCUCGUGCAUAAUGAGAAAAUUAAAAUAUGUUAUAAGUUAUAAGAUUUUAACGAUAAUCUCUGUCCAUAUUUAGAAAAUUGAGAAAAAAAAUUAAAUAAAGUAUAAAAAUAAGUUAAAUAUUAUUGGGGACUAUCUGUAAAGUCCCUAACAUAAAAUCAUAUUAAAUAAUCAUUUUAGAAAACG
This is a messenger RNA of Chironomus riparius, 3065 nucleotides long. Lineage: Eukaryota; Metazoa; Arthropoda; Insecta; Diptera; Chironomidae. The record is from the annotation of a GenBank genome assembly.